AUGUGGGAACUCGCUAUACCCAUGUUGAAGGCUGUCGAGGGUCACCUAGCUGUAACUUACAGCCUUUUUCAUUCAAUCAAUAGUAUGAAAAGGAUGUCUUAUUCAGCUGAAGAUCUUGAUUCAAAAUUCGUAACAGAUGAAUUUAAUAAUACUGCACCACUGACAAUCAUUUCCUUAAAUCAUUCACAUACUUAUAAUAAAAAACAACAUCAGCACCAUUCGAAACUAAAACCAGUCAUACCUCAUCAUAACCAAAAUGAUAUUCCAUCUUCGACAUCUACAGAAAAUGGAAAUGAGACUCAAGAAGUGAUCAUUGUCUCAAAAGAAGUUACAACUGAAUCUGACUUAAAACGCCAAGGUUCAUUUCGUCCAGUCACCGUUAGUCAGCCAUCAUCAUACUACGAAAAUGUUAGAUUAGAUAAAGCACUCACACAAGAACAACAAACUUCAACGACCUGUAAGACUAAUUUAUCCGACGAUGAGGAAGUAGGAGAUAAUGAUGAUGAUGAUGAUGAUGAUACAUCGAAUUCAAGCAAUAUUUCGUGUGGAAACGACGAUAACGAAUUAGAUAGUAGUUUUACGGAUGAAGAUUCAAUUAAUACAACUACAAAUCAUUGUGUUCUUAUUUAUGGACGUGAACGUGCAGGCAUUGGUCGACGUCUUUCACUUCCACAUGCACUAAGUGCUACAGAUGAUUCUUUAUCAGGAAAUUCUCAGUUAUCCUAUCAUACAUGUCUAAUAUGUUAUGAAGAUAAACCUUUACGUCCACUUGCUCAAUGUUGUCAAUCACCAGUGUGCUCGGAAUGUUUACAAUUUUUCAUCGAAAUACGCGUUAAUGAAGCGCAAAUAAAAAUUCCAUGUCCAAUAAAAGAGUGUACAUAUAUAAUGACAAGGGAAGAAAUAUUGAAUUAUUUAGAUCAGAAUCAAGAACUGAAAGAAAAAUAUAAACGAUUCUAUGCAGAUAUUAACAAGGAAAUUAAUAUCAAAACAUGGUACGUGCAAGGGAGAAUUUAA
Messenger RNA from Didymodactylos carnosus, 1014 nucleotides. Lineage: Eukaryota; Metazoa; Rotifera; Eurotatoria; Philodinida; Philodinidae. The record is from the annotation of a GenBank genome assembly.